AAACAAUACUAUAAGGAGAGAGAGGAGACAGAGAACGUAAAGGCCGUGAACUCACGUCGUUAGGUUUAAACCAGAGACCGCCAUGGACGGCGAAGACGAACCUUCGGGACAAAUGAUCGACGAUGAGAUCUACGCCAACGGCGGUGACGAUCCCCAGCGUCACCGACCAAUCAUCAGCGGCGAACAGCUCGACAUCGAGGCCUACGCUGCCCUCUACGCCGGUCGCACGAAGAUCGCUCGCCUCUUCUUCGUCGCCGACCGAUGCGGCAACGCUUCGAUGCAGUUGGAGGCCCUUCGAAUGGCCUACGACGAGAUCAAGAAAGGCGAGAACACUCAGUUGUUUAGGGAGGUUCUUCAGAAGAUCGACGGACGAUUGGGCCCCAAUUACGGCCCUGACCCGGCUUGGACUGAGACCGUCGACCGUCGGGCCGACCAGAGGAAGGACAAGCUCGAGAAUGAACUCAAUGCUUACAGAACAAAUUUAAUCAAAGAAAGCAUUAGAAUGGGAUACAAUGAUUUUGGAGAUUUUUACUAUGCUCAUGGGGCACUUCCGGAUGCAUUUAAGAAUUACAUUCGCACUCGUGAUUAUUGCACAACAUCAAAGCAUAUCAUUUACAUGUGUCUGAAUGCAAUUUUGGUCAGUAUUGAGAUGGGUCAGUUCACACAUGUUACGAGCUAUGUUGGCAAAGCAGAGCAAAAUCCAGAUGCCUUGGAUCCCAUUACAGUAGCAAAACUACGAUGUGCUUCUGGAUUGGCUAACUUGGAGGCUAAAAAGUAUAAGCUUGCUGCACGAAAGUUCUUGGAAACGGGUCCUGAAUUGGGGAACAACUAUACAGAAGUGAUUGCAGCUCAGGAUGUUGCAACAUAUGGUGGACUGUGUGCACUUGCAAGUUUUGACCGAUCAGAACUGAAGAACAAAGUUAUAGACAAUCUCAACUUCCGGAAUUUCUUGGAGUUGGUACCUGAAAUAAGAGAGCUUAUUCAUGAUUUCUAUUCGAGCCGUUAUGCCUCAUGUCUGGAUUAUCUUGGAAGUCUCAAAGCAAAUCUGCUGCUUGACAUCCAUUUGCAUGACCAUCUUGAGACACUGUAUGAUCAAAUCCGUCACAAGGCCCUCAUACAGUAUACUCUCCCUUUUUUGUCUGUUGAUCUGAACAUGAUGGCUAAUGCUUUUAAAACAAGUGUUGCGGGCCUGGAGAAAGAACUGGAAGCUUUGAUUACGGACAACCAAAUACAGGCUAGGAUUGACUCGCAUAACAAAAUACUGUAUGCACGACAUGCUGAUCAGAGGAAUGCCACUUUCCAACGGGUUCUGCAGACAGGCAAUGAAUUUGACCGGGAUGUCAAGGCCAUGCUUCUGAGGGCAAACAUUAUAAAGCAUGAUUUUAGCGCUAGGCAAUCAAGGAAACAUUAAAAAUUCAUUAGUAGAGUGAUAGCAACGCAUUUUUCCUCGAUUGGAUUCAGACAGGCCAUUCGACGUGUUGGAUGGAUGGAAAUUAAGCAUGGGAGCUUCCAAAACAAAACUGGCUAUCCGUGCUGGUGGUUAUUCCGGAGAAUGUUUUCAUGCAGUAUAACCUACAUUUAAGAGAUUUGAUGUGUAUAUACUCGGAUUCGUCGCAUUAAUUGCUGCCCUUAUGUUUUUUGGGUCAUUUUCUUGUUUAUUGCUAUAUUAAACAGUGAUGCGAAUCAAGUUUUAAAGCUUGUGAAUUGACUAGGCAUACAUUUUUCUUUU
This is a messenger RNA of Cornus florida, 1729 nucleotides long. RefSeq names its product COP9 signalosome complex subunit 1. The record is from RefSeq and is a predicted model, not a curated record. The transcript has 6 exons. Gene Ontology annotation, cellular component: COP9 signalosome. NCBI's taxonomy places the organism in Eukaryota, Viridiplantae, Streptophyta, Magnoliopsida, Cornales, Cornaceae. The coding region runs from base 83 to 1411 and encodes 442 amino acids.